Molecule: messenger RNA, 531 nt
Organism: Cooperia oncophora
Lineage: Eukaryota; Metazoa; Nematoda; Chromadorea; Rhabditida; Trichostrongylidae
Source: the annotation of a GenBank genome assembly
AUGACUGGAACGAAUCCGUUCAUGGAGAAGAGGUAUAACCCCAAACAGGUAUACAUUCGAUCUACAGACGUGAAUCGGACGUUAAUCUCUGCUUAUUCCAACAUUGCCGGAAUGUUUGCUGGUGGAGAAGCUGGGAAGGAUUUCCCAAACGAAACAGAUUGGCCUACCGGUUGGACUCCAGUUCCUGUGCAUACACUUCCAGGUGACGAAGACCAUGCUGGCAAUGUGUUCGCUCCGUGCCCUCGUGCUGAUCAGUUGGAUGAGGAGCUACGAAACAGCAAAGAAUACAAGCAAAUCGAGGAGGACAAUAAGGCAAAGGACUAUUCACUAAAGUGUAAUGGCCAUCGAACAUCUUCCUUCAUCAACGACGUUCAUCACAUUGAGACUAUUUACAAUAUGAGCCAGCCGGAAUGGAUGACCCAGGAGGUCUCAAGGCGACUUCGCAAUCUCACCUCCCUAGUCAACGGGUACAACUAUGGUAUUGGAGAACCAUACGAGCCUGAGCUGAUCCGAUUGAGAGGAGGUGAGUAA